CUCCGCAAACCAAACCAAAAACCAGCAGCCUCCGCCCCCCACCCCCAUUUCCCCCAGACGCCAUGAACUUCUCCGUCGGCGGGAGCGGGGGCGGUGGCGGUGGUGGCGGCGGCGGGGGAGGCCCCGGAGACGGCCGCGAGCAGGCGGAGCGCUGGCUGGAGAUCGCGGAGAAGCUCCUCGCCGCGCGCGACCUCGUCGGCUGCAAGCGCUUCGCGGAGCGGGCCGUGGAGUCCGACCCGCUCCUCGCGGGCGCCGAUGAGCUCCUCGCCGUUACCGACGUCCUCCUCGCCUCCCAGUCGGCCCUCCCCUCGGGCCAGCCCGACCCGCUCGCCGUCCUGCAGCUCCCGCCCGGGGCCGCCCCCGACCAGGCCGCCGUCUCCCGCGCCUUCCGCCGCCUCGCGCUCCUCCUCAGCCCGCGCAACCCGCACCCGGGCGCCGACGUGGCGCUCCGCCUCGUCAACGACGCCUACGCCGUCCUCUCCGAUCCGUCCCGCCGCCCCCCGCCUUCUGCCAAUCAAGCGAUGGGUACCCCCCCUCCCUCCCAGCAUGCCUCCGCGGCGGCCGCCGCCGCCCCUCCGGCCCCCGAUCCGCCGGAGUUCUGGACGGCGUGCCCGUUCUGCUGCUACGUGCACCAGUACCCGCGCGACCUGGUCGGGCGUGCCCUCAAGUGCCCCAACGAGGGGUGCCGCCGUGGGUUCGUGGCCGCUGAGAUCCCUGCCGCGCCGACUAUCGUGCCGGGCACCGAAAUGUACCACUGCGCCUGGGGGUUCUUCCCCCUCGGAUUUCCCAAUGCGGCUGACCUGGGUGGCAACUGGAAGGCAUUCUACAAGAUGUUCCCGUGGAACACAGCUCCCGGUGGCGAAGGUGCUGGUGGUAGGAGCCAAGGGUACCGCGGUGGGAGCAAUAUUAGGCAGCCGCAGGUUGGCAGUGCUCGUGGUGGCUCCUCUAGAGGUAGGAUCAAGAAGACGACCGCUCGCAAGAGGGUUGGAGCGGGGCUCAAGAGACGUUCUUUUGGUGGUGGCGUGGAGAGCGGCAUUGAUUCGUCCAUGCUUGGACAGGAAGGGUGGGCUGGGGAUGAGGACGGUGGAGAUGGACGGGCUGAGGAGGUGAGGGGAAUUAACAUAAAUGAGGCGGCGCAGGCAACAGAUAGUAGUGGUAGGGUGAAUGUUAGUGGUGCUGGCGGGGUUGAAGAUAUGGGCAACUUCCAUAUUGAUGUUGAUGCAACAGAGGAUAUAUUGGGGAAUUUGCACAACUUGCCCUUCUUGAGGGUGGACAAUCUUGGGCGAAUGCUUUAACUGUUAUGGUUUGCUAGCGCUGGUGGGGUAUUGUAUAAUUAACCAGGUCGAAGCAGAUGUCCCAGGGGCUGAUCCUUGUUGUUCAAGUGUUCAUUUUGCUGUAAUCAUUCCAUCCCCUGUUAUGUCAUUUAGUAGCUGUAGACUUGUAGGCUACGUUGUACCUGUAGUUACUUAGCCGGAGGUUGUGUCGGACCGGGCAACUUUGUGGUAUCUCCAUUAGUUGGAGAUACAUGCCCUUUGCCUUUGCAAACAAACUUGCGGAGUUUUCCGCUGAUGCAUGAGGGGGAAUAAUGCUUCACAGAGGUGUGGUUGGACUGGUUAUGCUUCUCAUGCCACUUUUGGUUUCAUCCUGGCAGAGUGACAGGAAAGGUUGCUGAGAGCAAGCAGAGAAAUUGUUUUCUUUGGCAACCAGCGGCAAGUUGUCCAUGCCAUGCCUUGAAGGAAGCAAAGCGUCUUUGGCCCAGCUUAGGGGGAAAUACCAGCAGCACUAACCUGAAGACAAAUUCCUUUUGCUGUUUUUAUCUGUUUGUUAGGCUUGUUAGCCCCAUGUCUAGGAGAGAAACCCAUGCAAAACUCCGCCAUAAGUUUGCCCAGAAAUGUUAACUGUAGUUGUUGUCUUGUCAGCAAUUUCAGACCCGUGACGUUUUCGAUU
Molecule: messenger RNA, 1947 nt
Organism: Panicum hallii
Lineage: Eukaryota; Viridiplantae; Streptophyta; Magnoliopsida; Poales; Poaceae
Product: zinc finger X-linked protein ZXDB-like
Exons: 2
Coding region: 63-1295 (410 amino acids)
Source: RefSeq, a predicted model, not a curated record